Molecule: messenger RNA, 1053 nt
Organism: Cylindrotheca closterium
Lineage: Eukaryota; Bacillariophyta; Bacillariophyceae; Bacillariales; Bacillariaceae
Source: the annotation of a GenBank genome assembly
AUGAAUCGUAUCAUCAAAACUCUCGUUUCUCUUUUGAUGGUUACCGUUGCUGCAUCCACCAAGAACAUGAUGAUUAGCGUUGAAGCCGAACCUCUUCGUCGCAUCCCGGUCAACAUGGACAGGACCGAUCUUCAGGGAAAUCGUACUCCUCGUGAUUAUCAUCGCUUGACCAAGAAGAAGGGUAGCAUCCUUGCUGCCAAGAGCCCCACCACCUCUGCCAAGACUGCCAAGAAGGCUGCUCAAAAGUUGAUCAAGAAAUCUCGUAUCCCGGCGACAGGUGAUUUCAAACCUCACACUCCACGUCUCGAGGUACCAGUUCCUACCUACAUUUCCUUCAUUCCUGCACCAGUUGUUUCGCAUGAGUUGGAUGACACUUUCAAGUCUUCCAACGUGCCAUCGGACGAACCAUCUUUGGUUCCUACCUUCUCCUCUUCGUGGGUGGAAGAACCAACCACGGUUUUUCCCAGCAACGACAGAGGUGCAAAAGUAACGGCCCAUCCCAGUCACGCUCCCACUACAGCAACUCCCUCCCAGAUAUAUCCCAACACUUCGGAAAUUCCUUCCGACGGACCGUCUUUGGUUCCAACAACAAUCAUGAUUGAGGAAAAUAUUCCAACGGCGGUUUUACACGCCAACAACGACCUUGAUGGAGAAGCAACGGCUCCUCCGAGCUUGACACCAAAACUCAAUCGACCAUUUGAUAUCUUGCCCACUCAGAGACGAUCGCUAGGAGAGUAUACCCUCCCUCCUGCCGAUCAGAGACCCAUCUAUAUUCCAUGUGUCGAAGUUUCCAACGCACCGACAUCUAUCGGAUCCGCAAGUGAAGCACCAUCCAGCGCAGAUGCGUCGUCAAUGACGACUGCAGUAAAAUGUGUUGAUGGCAUUAUAGCUGAACCGACAAGCACUGGCAUAUCUCCACCUGGCGCACUAUUCUUUUACGUGUGUCUCUGCGUUUUGAUUAUUGGGUAUGCAACUUUGAUUACAAAACAAUCCAGAGCGAAUAAGCCUCGAGAGGCGUCGGAGAGCCAAGAAGGCCAGUUUGUCAACAAUUGA